Molecule: messenger RNA, 1444 nt
Organism: Periconia digitata
Lineage: Eukaryota; Fungi; Ascomycota; Dothideomycetes; Pleosporales; Periconiaceae
Source: the annotation of a GenBank genome assembly
UUGUACGCUUCAGAUUUUGUUACCUAUGUACCAAGUACAAAUCAUCUCAACCACAGCACCUACGAGCCUCACAACUGCACAUCUCAUUAUACCAGCAUGGCAUCUAAUACCUUAGACGACCUGCUCAAUACCAUACAAAGGAAUUGGAGCUAUCUGAGCUCCCAGGCCACACCUCUCAACCUUGCGAUGACACUGGUCGCUCUUCUUAUAUCCUUGCUGUCCGCCUACAUUCUCGCAGUUUCCCAACAGGAAACUCCUCCUGCUGCGCCAUCUGGAUGCCGUAAUAUUGGGCUACAAGGUCGCAGCAACCUUCAUGAUCAAUACUCGAAACAAUAUUCUUCUGGAACCGGCACAUCGGCAUCGACAUCAUGGACUGUAAAGGCUAUGUUUAUCUAUCCGAUCAAAUCAUGUGGCCCAGUGGAACUGGCAAAGUCAAAUGUAACCACCUCAGGGCUUCGUUAUGACCGACAAUUCACUCUUGCCCAGCAGAGCACUAGUCUUCCCACUUUGGAGGGCAAGGUGACUAGCGAGUGGAAAUUUAUAACUCAGCGGGCGUUUCCUCGGCUUGCAAAAGUAGAGACUCAAGUAUGGACUCCGGAUCCCUCUGCACCCGGCUAUAAUAAAGAUGGGGAAUGGGUCAAAAGUCAGGGCUGUGUGGUCGUGCGGUUUCCAUUCACUCCGGACACCGAGUUUAGCAUUCAAGGCCUCAGGAAUCUUGGAAAGAUACUUGCAGCCAAGUUGGAGGGCAAAAGUGAACCUAUGAUAGAAUUCAGACUGCCCUUCAACCCGAACGCAGAGCGGAUGCGUGAAAAGCAAUACAGGAAAGAGAGAAUGGCGAUUUGGAAAGAUCAUCCCAUGGCCCUCAAUAUGGGCUGUGAAAUACCAGAAGAAACCCUCGCCCAGUUGAAGUAUACACUAGGUGUCACGAACCCUUUGACACUGUUCCGGAUCGACGAAGAGGGACGUAGAGAAGUAUUACGCUGUGCGCCCAAGAAGGAAGAAGUCGGAUUUCAAACUACCAUCGGUAUGGCAGACAGCUACCCCAUGCAUAUUCUGAAUUUAGCGUCACUACAUGAUGUGGCAUCUCGUCUCCCAUCUAAAUCGUCCAUCUCUCGCCUCUCUGCCCUUCGUUUCCGGCCAAAUCUGUUAAUCACUGGUCCACCUGCUUUCGAUGAAGACGAUUGGAAACAAGCGCGCAUUGGCCAAAUCAUGCAUCACAUCUCGUGCCGUACAACACGAUGCAAAUUACCAAAUGUCAAUCCUGAGACGGCCACUGCAAACCGCAAUGAGCCAAGCACCACUUUGUUAAAGUAUCGAGUGAUUGACAAGGGAAGUAAGAAUGCGUGUUUGGGCAUGCAGGUCACUCCACUCGAGAAAGGCGAGGUUCAAAUCGGCGACGUCGUGGAGGUUACAGAGAGAGGAGAGCACUUUUCUUUGUAAGAUC